CAUCUUUCUUUCUGGAGCCAUAGCAGUUUUGAUCAUUUAUUUAUCCUGAAUAAAGCUGAAGUAACUAUACUUUGGGUAUUGUACACGACAAGAGAAGAACAAUAACAGAGACUGCAGAUUUGCCAAAUUCCUGAUAUAAGACGACAGUUGCCUCAUCGCUCGACUUGUGGAGGUUAUCAACAUGGGCCGCUCUCGGAGCCGCAGCUCAUCACGGUCCAAACACUCCAAAAGUAGUAAGCACAGUAAGAAACGAAGCCGAUCUCGGUCGCGAUCAAGGGACAGGGAGAGAUCCAAGAAGCGGUCUAAGUCCCGGGAAGCGAAAAGGAACCGACGCCGAGAAUCUCGUUCCCGUUCGCGAUCCAUAACAGCCUCUGCACGCAGAGACAGAGCAGCCUCGCCACCGGAGCGCAUCGACAUCUUCGGCAGGACACUGAGCAAGAGAAAUACUCUGGACGAGAAGCAGAGGAAAGAGGAGGAAGAGAGAAAAGCAGAAAUGGAAAGACAGAGGAAGAUCCGGCAGCAGGAGAUCGAGGAGAAGCUGAUAGAGGAGGAGACCGCACGACGAGUGGAGGAGUUGGUGGCGAAGCGAGUGGAGGAGGAGCUAGAGAAGAGGAAGGAUGAGAUUGAGCGUGAGGUGCUGCGACGUGUUGAGGAAGCCAAGCGAAUCAUGGAGCGACAGCUGCUGGAGGAACUGGAGCGACAGCGACAGGCUGAGUUGGCAGCACAGAAGGCCAGAGAGGAGGAAGAAAAAUCUAAACGGGAGGAGCUGGAAAAAAUUCUGGAGGAGAAUAACCGCAAGAUCGCAGAGGCUCAGGCCAAACUGGCUGAGGAGCAAUUACGUAUUGUGGAAGAGCAGAGAAAGAUUCAUGAGGAGCGCAUGAAGCUGGAGCAGGACCGUCAAAGGCAGCAGAAGGAGGAGCAGAAAAUCAUCCUGGGCAAGGGCAAGUCUAGGCCCAAGCUUUCCUUCUCGCUCAAAGCCACGGAAUGAGACUGCUGUCCACACCCUUAUUCAUUGUCACAUUCAUCCCCAUUCAACUCUUCCUCGUCAUAACUCCCAUUCCUCCUCCUCCUGCGGGACACUCGCUUCAUUUUGGAAGUGCUGAUGAAAAACUGGAGUUAGUUGACUCACUACCCCCCCCCCAUCUGAAGCAUGUCACUGGUUUUUGUUUGUUUGUUUGAGAUGACUCCUCUCCCUCAAAGGAUUUGACUGCUCCCUCCAGUCUCCUCUCAACCCUACAGAUGGCUCAAUGUGCUUGUUUUUGUUUUUAUUUUGGUUUUUAGGGUUUUUGAACUUUUCAUGUAAAGUGCUAUAUAACAUGUUCACCUUUCCCCACCCUAUAAAGUCUUAAGUGGAACAGAAAGCAACUUUCAAUUUAUUAGAUAUCUUAACAGUCAGCAACCUACAAAGGAAAAUCAAUCCCUAUUAUAGAAGCGUGUGAGUGUGUGGCUUUGUCUAACUGAUCUUACUAUAAAUGCCCAUGUGCAGCCUUGAAGUUGGGGCACUCUUUUCCUGGUAUAUACUCUAUUUAAAUAUGACUGGUCUGAUGCACAGCUCAGCCAGGAUAAAGCACAAUUACCUUUAAGUCCAGCUGAUGAGUCAGAUCUUUCACUCCACAUUUCAUCAUUUAAACAGCACCUGUUUUUCUGACAAAAAUGUGUUUUUGUUUUUUUUAGUAGCACUUUUUCUUUCUGAGGAAACAUAGGGUUUGCGGCCAAUGUGAAGUACGUGAAUUCCAGGUGAACCUAACCUCCUCUCCAAAGCUGCUCAUGAAUGAAUCAUCAAACCUUUAACAGAAUGUAUUGUCUUAGAAGGGAAUGGGGGUGACCCCUGGGUAAUGGAGGAGAGAGAGAACAUUUCUUGUAUGGUGUAAUUUUAUUAGCCAUUUUGUGAAGCCCAGCCCCCAUCUCCUUUACAAGCUAAUAUGUCAUGAAACUGAUCCACAGUUACCUUAUUUUUUUAAAACAUAAAGGUACUCAUCGGGAUAAUAGUUAAUUACAUGAGAAUGGGAUAAUUCAGGCCAUGUUGUCGAACUUGGCAAACUUGCAUAACUUGAUUAAGUCAUGAUUUGUAGUGGAUAUGGACAAAUGCAGGUAAGGUGACUGAGUGAUCGAGUGAGUGAUCGAGUGAGUGAUAGAGUGAGUGAUCGAUCCUGGUUUAGGUUUGCUCCUAAUGUCAUGUGGAUUGGAAAUUGUCAUAACACCCUUUCCCCAUUUCCCAAAGGACUGAAGACUUCAAUAAAUCCAUUGAAUGCCUA
This is a messenger RNA of Betta splendens (Siamese fighting fish), 2255 nucleotides long. RefSeq names its product arginine and glutamate rich 1a (gene arglu1a). The transcript is spliced from 4 exons. NCBI's taxonomy places the organism in Eukaryota, Metazoa, Chordata, Actinopteri, Anabantiformes, Osphronemidae. The record is from RefSeq and is a predicted model, not a curated record. Bases 182 to 988 code for a protein of 268 amino acids. Gene Ontology annotation, cellular component: mitochondrion; nucleoplasm. Gene Ontology annotation, molecular function: cadherin binding.